CUAGAGGAAGAAAAGCCGAGUGGUUUCUGGGCUCCUGCAAGAGUCGAAGCAGUAGCAGCAGCAGCAGCUGGUGGAUGAAGAGGAUACCAAUAUGAGCGCUCUGGACAACUGAGAAUAACCAGCAACAACCAGGGAGAAAAUCCAGAAGAGAUUUCAAACUGGAAAAAGUAGAUUAUGCAGAAUUCAGCAAUAGAUUACAUGAAAAGGUGAAAGGAGAUUAUUUCUUCCAUUUAGAAAAAGAGGUAAAAAUCUAGAAAUGAGUGAGGAGGAAAAAGACAAUUGGAUAGCCACAAAAGGUAGACACUAAUGCAAGUCUCUAGAUGGUAAUGCAGCCAAGCUCCAUGCAACAAGAGAUCACAUGUAUUUUUGACCUCUUCAAGAACUUCAGUGGUAGAAAGGUUCCAUAGAGGUGCCUGUUGUGGAAAAAGCACACAUAGCAAAUCACAUAUUAUGCAUAAGAGGAUCCACUCUGGAGGAAAGCCAUACAAAUUACCUGAAUGUGGGAAAAGAUUUAGUUAGAUCAGCUCCCUUGUGGUUCAUUGAAUGAGCCACACAGGAGAGAAGUUCUAUAACUACUCGCAAUGCAGUAAACGCUUUUGCAAGCAUGUCAACUUGGUGAUACAUCAGAGGACUCAAGUGAGGGGAAAACCCUUUGAAUGUGUUGACUGUUGGAAAACAUUCAGUCAGAAUUCCAACCUGAUGGUACGUAUAUUACACGAUGCACACAGGAAAGAAAUCAUAUAACUGUGCUGAUUGUGGAAAAAGCUUCAUUACAAAUUCCCAGCUGGAAAUACACCAGAGGACUCACACAGGAGAGAAACCAUUUGAAUGUCCUGAUUGUGGGAAAAGUUUCAGUCAUCAUUCAAGCCUGGUGACUCAUCAGAGGACUCACACCGGAGAGAAACCCUUUGAAUGUUCUGAUUGUGGGAUAGGUUUCAGUCAUAAUUCAAGCCUGGUGAUUCAUCAGAGGACUCACACAGGAGAGAAACCCUUUGAAUGUUCUGAUUGUGGCAAACGUUUCAGUCGAAAUUUCUCCUUGGUUCAACACCAGAGGACUCACACAGGAGAAAAACCAUUUGAAUGUCCUGAUUGUGGGAUAGGUUUCAGUCAUAAUUCAAGCCUAGUGAUUCAUCGGAGGACUCACACAGGAGAGAAACCCUUUGAAUGUUCUGAUUGUGGCAAACGUUUCAGUCGAAAUUUCACCUUGGUUCAACACCAGAGGACUCACACAGGGGAAAAACCGUUUGAAUGUCCUGACUGUGGGAUAGGUUUCAGUCAUAAUUCAAGCCUGGUGAUUCAUCAGAGGACUCACACAGGAGAGAAACCCUUUGAAUGUUCUGAUUGUGGCAAACGUUUCCGUUGCAAUUCCACUUUGGUUCAACACCAGAGGACUCAGCAAGGAGAAAAACAGUUUGAAUGUCCUGAUUGUGGGAAAGGUUUCAUUUAUAAAUCAAGCCUAGAGAUUCAUCAAAGGACUCACACAGGAGAGAAACCCUUUGAAUGUCCUAUCUGUGGGAAAUGUUUCAGUAAGAAUUCCAAUUUGGUUAGCCACCAGAGGACUCACACAGGAGAGAAACCCUUUGAAUGCUCUGAUUGUGGGAAAGGUUUUAGUCAGAAGUCCAAUCUGGUGGAACACCAGAAGACUCACACAAGAGAAAAACCUCUUGAAUGUCCUGAUUGUGGGAAAGAUUUUAGUCUGAGUUCCAGCCUUGUGAGACACCAGAGGACUCACACAGGAGAGAAACCCUUUGAAUGUCCUGAUUGUGAUAAACGUUUCAGUCGGAAUUAUUCCCUGGUGAUUCAUCAGAGGACUCACACAGGAGAGAAACCCUAUAAAUGUCCUAUCUGUGGGAAAGGCUUCAAUCAAAAUUUCAGGCUGGUGAAACACCAGAGGAUUCACACAGGAGAAAAACACUUUGAAUGUCCUUCUUUGUGGGGAAAAAUUCAGUGAGAAGUCCAAACUGGUGAAACACCAGAGGACUUACAUGAGAGAAACAAUAUAAAUGUCCAGAUUGUGGAAAACUUUUCAGUUAGAAUUUUGAUCUACUUAUACACCAGAGGACUUUUACAGGAGUAAAGCCAUACUAGUGUCCAGGUUGUGGGAAAAGUUUCACUUACUAUUCUGACCUG
Molecule: messenger RNA, 2130 nt
Organism: Thamnophis elegans (Western terrestrial garter snake)
Lineage: Eukaryota; Metazoa; Chordata; Lepidosauria; Squamata; Natricidae
Product: zinc finger protein 84-like
Exons: 2
Coding region: 719-1951 (410 amino acids)
Biological process (GO): regulation of transcription by RNA polymerase II
Cellular component (GO): nucleus
Molecular function (GO): DNA-binding transcription activator activity, RNA polymerase II-specific; RNA polymerase II cis-regulatory region sequence-specific DNA binding
Source: RefSeq, a predicted model, not a curated record